AUGCAUUGACGCGCGCGCGAGCGUGUGAGCUAAACAUCCGGCGCGAGCCGCCGCUGCUGUGAGUGAGUGUGUUUGGAGGAAGAUGGCGGCGCUUAUCCUCCCGUCUGACUGGAUAAAAAACUGGGACAAAUCCGGCAAAAAUGAGUUUUUACAGUUUUUCCAGGACCUUGCAGGGAAACCCAGUGGUCAGGAGUUUGUUAAAGAUCUGCAGUCAGCCCUGUAUGAGCUCUGCUGGCAUGUUAUCCAGGGCAAUCUGAAGGUGGAUGUGGCUGCCGGUCUCCUGGCUGAUGUUAUGGAGCUGCGGGACGAUAUGCCUUCUAUUUUAGCUGAUGUAUUCUGUAUAUUAGAUAUUGAGACUGGCUGUUUGGAGGAGAAACACAAACGAGAUCAUUUUACCCAGUUGGUUGGAGCCUGUUUGAUCUGUGUUCCUGAUGGUGUGCUAAAAGAGAGAUUAGAUCCAGAAACGCUGGAAUCUCUGGGACUGAUCAAACAGGCUCAGCAGUUUAACCAGAAGAUUGUCAAAAUCAAGACCAAAUUAUUUUACAAACAGCAGAAGUUCAAUUUGUUGCGUGAGGAGAAUGAAGGUUACGCUAAGCUGAUCACGGAGCUUGGGCAGGACCUGUCCGGGAAUCUCACCAGCCACAUCGUUCUGGAGAGCAUCAAGUCAUUAAUAGGAUGUUUCAAUCUGGACCCAAACCGCGUGCUGGACAUCAUCUUAGAGGUGUAUGAGUGUCGCUCUGACCACGAUGAGUUCUUCAUCCCUCUUAUCAAGUCCUACAUGUGCGAGCACCAGACCCUCUGCCACAUGCUUGGCUUCAAGUUCAAGUUCCAUCAGGAGCCUAAUGGAGAAACGCCAUCAUCUCUGUACCACAUCGCUGCAGCUCUUCUUCAACACAACCUCAUCGCUCUUGAAGACCUCUACGUACAUCUCCUUCCACUGGACUCCAGCAUUGUUGAAGAGCACAAGAGAGAGAUCCUGGAGGCCAAGCAGAUUGCUCGCAAACUCACCAUGGUGGUCGUUCCCUCUGAAAAGGCAGAGGACAAGGAGAAAGAAAAGGAGAAGGAAGAGGAGAAGAAUGAGAAGCCUCCUGAUAACCAGAAGCUGGGGCUGCUGGAGGCGCUGCUGAGGAUCGGUGACUGGCAGCAUGCUCAGAGCAUCAUGGAUCAGAUGCCAGCUUUCUACGCCACCUCCCACAAGGCCAUCGCCAUCGCACUGUGCCAACUGCUUCACCUAACCGUGGAGCCGCUCUACCGCAGGGCCGGAGUCCCCAAAGGUGCCAAAGGCGGUUUAAUGACGCCUCUGCGGAACAAACAGGCACCGCGGCCGGCCGAAAGCUUUGACGAUCUCUCCAGGGAUGUCUUCACCAUGCUGUGCUACCUGGGCCCUCACCUGUCCCAUGACCCCAUCCUGUUUGCCAAGAUUGUGCGACUCGGCAAGAGUUUUAUGAAAGAGUACCAAAGUGAAAGCAGACAAGACAUCAAGGACAAAACGGACUCUCUGCUGAGCUGUUUUCUUAGUAUUGCUGAUCAGGUGUUGUUACCAUCUCUCUCACUCAUGGAGUGCAACGCCUGCAUGUCGGAAGAGAUCUGGGGCUUCUUUAAACUCUUCCCCUAUCAGCACAGAUAUCGCCUCUAUGGGCAGUGGAAGAAUGAGACGUAUGGCAAUCAUCCCCUCCUGGUGAAGAUCAAGGCUCAAACGGUAGACCGAGCCAAAUACAUCAUGAAGCGACUGACUAAAGAAAAUGUGAAGCCCUCAGGAAGGCAGAUCGGAAAGUUAAGCCACAGUAACCCCACCAUUCUCUUUGAUUAUAUUCUGUCUCAGAUCCAGUGGUAUGACAACCUGAUAACUCCAGUGGUGGACUCUCUCAAAUACCUCACCUCUCUCAACUACGAUGUGCUGGCCUAUUGCAUUAUUGAAGCUUUAGCCAACCCAGAGAAAGAGAAGAUGAAACAUGAUGACACGACCAUUUCAUCAUGGCUGCAGAGUCUUGCUAGUCUUUGUGGAGCAGUUUUCAGAAAAUAUCCCAUUGAGUUAGCUGGUCUUCUGCAGUAUGUGACCAACCAGCUGAAAGCAGGCAAAAGUUUUGACCUGCUGAUCCUGAAGGAGGUUGUGCAGAAGAUGGCAGGAAUUGAGAUCACAGAUGAAAUGACCGUGGAGCAGCUGGAGGCCAUGACAGGCGGAGAACAGCUUAAAGCAGAGGGUGGCUACUUUGGGCAGAUCAGGAACACUAAGAAGUCUUCUCAGCGUCUGAAGGAUGCUCUUCUGGACCAUGAGCUGGCAUUACCGCUGUGUCUGCUGAUGGCGCAGCAGAGGAAUGGCGUGGUCUUCUCUGAGGGGGGAGAGAAGCAUCUUAAACUCGUGGGGAAGCUUUACGAUCAGUGUCACGACACACUUGUGCAGUUUGGUGGCUUUUUGGCAUCUAACCUCAGUACAGAAGACUACAUCAAAAGGGUGCCAUCAGUCGAUGUCCUCUGCAACCAGCUCCACACGCCACACGACGCCGCCUUCUUCCUGUCUCGGCCCAUGUAUGCCCAUCAGAUUCUGUCCAAGUAUGACGAAUUGAAGAAGGCAGAGAAGGGCAACCGGCAGCAGCAGAAGGUCCAUAAGUACAUUGCAGCCUGUGAGCAGAUUAUGACCCCUGUGCAUGAGGCUGUCGUCUCUCUUCACUUGCCCAAAGUGUGGGAUGAUCUUCGACCCCAGUUCUAUGCCACCUUCUGGUCCCUCACCAUGUACGACCUGGCGGUACCACACAAUGCCUACGACCGGGAGGUCAACAAGCUUAAGAUGCAGAUCAAGGCCAUUGAUGAAAAUACAGAGAUGCCCCUGAAUAAAAAGAAGAAAGAGAAGGAACGCUGCACAGCGCUGCAGGACAAGCUGCAAGAAGAGGAGAAGAAACAGCUAGAGCAUGUGCAGAGAGUUCUGCAUCGCCUCAAACUGGAGAAAGACAACUGGUUACUCGCCAAAUCCACUAAGAAUGAAACCAUCACUAAGUUCCUGCAGCUCUGCAUCUUCCCCCGCUGCGUCUUCUCAGCCAUUGACGCAGUUUACUGUGCUCGCUUCGUGGAGCUGGUACACCAGCAGAAGACGCCCAACUUCUGCACCCUACUUUGCUACGACAGAGUUUUUUCUGACAUCAUCUACACGGUAGCGAGCUGCACGGAGAACGAGUCCCGCCGCUACGGUCGUUUUCUGUGCUGCAUGCUAGAGACUGUGACUCGAUGGCACAGUGACAGAGCCAUCUAUGAGAAGGAAUGUGGCAAUUACCCUGGGUUCCUGACUAUUUUCCGAGCCAGUGGUUUUGACGGAGGGAACAAAGCAGAUCAACUGGACUAUGAGAAUUUCCGGCAUGUUGUCCACAAAUGGCAUUACAAGUUGACUAAAGCAUCAGUCCACUGUCUGGAGACGGGCGAGUACACCCACAUUCGCAACAUCCUGAUCGUGCUCACCAAGAUCCUACCCUGGUACCCCAAGGUGCUGAACUUGGGCCAGGCUCUAGAGUGCCGCGUUCACAAGAUCUGCCAGGAAGAGAAAGAGAAGAGGCCCGAUCUCUAUGCGUUAGCCAUGGGCUACUCUGGCCAAUUGAAAGGCAGGAAAGUGCACAUGGUGCCUGAAAAUGAGUUCCACCAUAAGGAGCAGCCAGUGCGCAGUGCCACGCCUGGCAAUCUGCAGAACGGACCUGGCAACACGGGCAAGCCUGCGACCACUGCCGCUGCCAGCGCUGGCAAAACUGAGGAGGGGGCCGCCGAGGAUUCAGAUAAAUCCAAGGACAAAUCUCAGACGGCUCAGAAAACUGCCAGCAAAAACAGCACCGCAGCCAAUAAAGUGAGCAGCAGCAACGGAAGCAGCACGCCAAACAGCACUAAAGGGAGCAAAGAGAAGGAAGAUAAAGAGAAGACCACAAAGGAGAAAAAGGAGAAGAAAGAAAAGAACCCAGCAAGCACUCCAGAGGCCAAGGCAGGAGGGAAGGACAAACCGAAGGAGGAAAGAUCCAAGGAGGAGAAGCCCUUUGACAGCAAGGAGAAGACGCCCAAGGCCGAGAAGGAUAAGAGGAAGGAUGACAAGAAGGAAGAGAAGAGCAAGAUCGAUGGGAAAUCUGCUGAAAAAGAGUGGCCCAAGGAACGCGACGUGUCCAACGACAGCAAGACAAAGGAAAGCAGCAAGGUGGAGAAGAACGCUGGGGCCGGAAGCCUGAAGUCCCUUGUGCCCAGAUCUGAGGGAGUCGAGUCUGAACGGGCAGAGCAAAAAAGACGAAAGCUUGACACUCACUCGUCACCAUCGCACUCCUCUGCAGUUAAGGACAAUCUCAACGACCUCAAGGACUCUGCUUCAAAGCACCAUCCUAACCACAGCACAGUCCUGUCCAAGAGCAAAGAGAAGGACGACGAGAAGAAAGAGUCUGACAAAUCCAGGGACCGCUCCAAAGAGAGGGAGAAGAAAGAAGACCGGAAGGAAAGAAAACGAGACUACGCGAACAGCGACCGUGAGAUGAGCCAGGAAGCCAAGCGCCGCAAAGAUGAAAAUGGAAUGAACUCCUCCAAACACAGCAAGAGCGCCAGCCCCUCCGAAUCGCCACACUCCAACGACAAGGACAACGGUAAACGCUCCAAGUCCACCAGCAAGGACAAAGGCGAUCUGGCCAAACCAGAGAAGACCUCUGGAGGCAAAAAGGAAUCCAGGCAUGACAAAGAGAAAUCAGAAAAGAAGAGAGACAGCACCGGCGCUAAAGAAGAGAAGAAACAUACCCAUAAAUCAUCAGAAAAGCACAGAUAAUGUAUGCGGACACUCAAGAGGUUUUUCCGGACCUGACGUUCCUCUCCAGCGGUAUUCCCUGCUGUGGGCCACUGUGGGCUGCAGAAUUCAUCAUCGCCAGCUUUCUCAACCAUGUCAACGUCUUAAUUUGCUUCUAUCACCGUCUGGAAAGAGGAUUCCGUCGCACACUUAGGAAUUUUGCCUGCAUCCAAACUUCUGUUGUUUUGCCUAGAAACGUUGUAGCUCGUAUUUUAAUCUGCCAUUUUUAUUGUGAUAAUUUCAGUACUUCACUGAAAGUUUGUUUCCUUUAAAUAUUUAGCACAAUGUGCUGCUUGCAUCACAAACAGAUUCAGGUUGAAUUGGUGUCACUUUCAAAUGCUUGCAUUUUUAUGACCUCGCUCUAUUACCUUCCUUUUCCUUGGUUUUUCUUUUGUUUUUGCCCCUUUUUUCUUUUUAAGUAAAAAAGAAAACUCUGGUUUCCGGAAUACUACCUUUUUUUUCCUUUUUAAUUCACAUGUGAUAUUUAGACUAGGUGUUUGAAGCAGUACAAAUGCUCUAUUUGUAUAUUAUGUAUACAGAAAUAAAAUGGUUCCGUGUAAUAAGACAUUUCCUGUUACUUUCAUUUCAAAUGUAUGCCUCCCUGGUUUUCUUUGUGUGUUCAAUCACGUUUUUAAAAGAUUUGUAUAAAGAAUGGCAAGCUGGAGUUCUCCGUAAAUAAGUGGACUAAAAAGGAAACAAUUCAUGAUUUUCCAAAUUACUUAAUGGAGUUUUUAUCUGGCAAAAUCUACAAAGUGUAUGCUUUUUCUAAAUAAAAUAGUUUUCUUAGUGUA
Ctenopharyngodon idella (grass carp) is the source of this 5580-nucleotide messenger RNA. It is a transcript of the gene thoc2, whose product is annotated as THO complex 2. Gene Ontology annotation, molecular function: mRNA binding. Gene Ontology annotation, biological process: mRNA export from nucleus; mRNA processing. The transcript has 39 exons. NCBI's taxonomy places the organism in Eukaryota, Metazoa, Chordata, Actinopteri, Cypriniformes, Xenocyprididae. Gene Ontology annotation, cellular component: THO complex part of transcription export complex. Bases 83 to 4771 code for a protein of 1562 amino acids. The record is from RefSeq and is a predicted model, not a curated record.